AUGGUUGGAGUCCCGAGGAGCAAAGGAUGCCAUUUGUGCGUCAAGCGACGGGUCAAAUGCGACGAGACCAAGCCGCAAUGCCACGCCUGUGUCCGGUACGGCGUUGCGUGUCCCGGCUACGAUCGCACAGUCAAGUUUGUCAAUGAGAAGCAUCAAGUCCGCCCGCGAGUCAAGUCCAAACCGCAAAAACCCUCUUCGGCGCCAUCAUCUGGGUUGGGUGCUCUCUCCGUGGCGCCCGGGACAGAGGAUGAGUCUCCCACGGCGCGGCCAGGAAACACCUCGCUGUCUACAACCGUCGUACUUUCUCCCACAGCGCUGUCCCCUACAAUCGAUCGCGCGCAGUUCAUCUGCACCAUGCUGGACACGCUCUACACGACGGCAUCACGCAAGGAAAUCAGCUUCCUCAAUCCCUGGUUCGACGGCAUCCAGGACCAGUUCGGUGCAAAGGCGACCCUGGACAGCGCCGCCGCGUCGCUCAUCCUCCAUAUGCUUGGCAAGGCCACAGGAGACACCCGGUUAGUCGGCGAGAGUCGGUCGCUGUACGGGCAGUCGUUGAUGGCCCUGCAGUCGGCCCUGAAUCACAAGACGGAGUGGAAGGCGUCGGAGACUCUCAGUGCGUCCACGGUGCUGUGUCUUUUUGAGCUCUUCGCUGGUACAAAAAGCGCCGUCAGCUGGAUGGAACAUGCCAAAGGAGUGACAUGGCUCAUUCAGCAGCGGGGGCCCGAGUGCUUCAAAGACGGGUGGGAUCGAGUGACGUUUAAGAAUUUCCGUGCCCUGGUGAUCAUGAACUCGAUAUUUUCCGGGGAGGAUUGUUUUCUGGUCCAAGACAAGUGGCAGGACGUAAUGACGGAUGGUUCGGCGGGCAGUGGUCGGGGGAUGUUGGUCGACGCUCUCACGGCGAAACGAUCGAAGGUGACAGACGAGUACUUUGCUCUACUGGCCAAAAUCCCCAGUGUCCUGCGCCGCGCAUAUCCAUUGCGAGAGGCGAGGAAAAAGGGAUUGGAGGUUGAUACCACCACUGUUGAACGUCUGCGUAGGUAUGCCACUGGCCUUUGCAGAGAUUAUCUUGCAUUCGAGAAGGAUAUCAGGCAAAUCGUCGCGGAUCCGAUUGAUGUGCCGUCCCAAGACCUCAGGUCGCCUUUCGCUACUGUAUUCUGGUACGAAAACCCCUGGGUCGGGGCAUUGCACAUGGGCUACUGGGCGUCCAUGCUCAUUGUGCAGGAGUGCCUCCUACACUGCAACAUGGCAAGCCUGGAUGGGAUCCGGUUUACCGACUCGAUCCCAGACAUGGCCAGUAAGAUUCUCCGGUCGUUUGAGAACGUCGGCGGAGGCAUCAUGGGUGGCUACCGCGUAGGCUACGCCAUGCGGGUGGUCUACGAAUUCGUGGAUCUGCCCACGCAGCUAUGGAUCACAUCCCUCCUCCAUGACUACGAAGGCACGUAUGCAGGGCUCCAGGUGAGCGCGUUCCCAGCGCCAGAGCACGUCGAGGGCAGCGAGCUGCUGCCCAAGUGGCUGUCCCAGAUGCGCCCGGAGCUCUAG
Messenger RNA from Clonostachys rhizophaga, 1539 nucleotides. Lineage: Eukaryota; Fungi; Ascomycota; Sordariomycetes; Hypocreales; Bionectriaceae. The record is from the annotation of a GenBank genome assembly.